Peronospora farinosa is the source of this 1272-nucleotide messenger RNA. The record is from the annotation of a GenBank genome assembly. Lineage: Eukaryota; Oomycota; Peronosporomycetes; Peronosporales; Peronosporaceae.
AUGUCGAAACAAACACUGUCGUCCGAGUCGUCCCCAUCUACUGUCCAAACUUCGCAGAUUUAUGCGCUUAAACAACGCGUACGUCACCGCAGUAUUGGGGAUGGAAAAUCCAUGUACUUUGGCAAGUACGUGUCGCAGGAAGGAUCCGAGAAGCUUCGCACGUACGAGUAUCAUGGGACCGAUAACUCGCCCGUGUACAAACACGUGCUGAUGCCCAUGAACAACUUCCUCGUGGAGCUACUGCCACUGUGGCUCGCCCCAAACCUCAUCACUCUUAUUGGAUUAAUACUUGUAGGCGGCACCCACACGUUGUUUGUGUUUCUAUGUCCUCUGCUAAAAGGUGAUGCCCCUUGGUGGGCAAUGGCAGUCGCUGCGGCCGCGUUGUUCGCGUAUCAGACGCUGGACAAUUUGGACGGCAAACAGGCGCGACGUACCAAUUCGUCAUCACCGCUCGGGCUGCUGUUUGAUCACGGGUGCGAUGCAUUGAAUGUGUCAGUGGGUACCAUGACAAUGGCAAGCAUUCUGCAGAUGGGAGCGACGUGGAAAACUUUGGGCUUUGUACUGAGUGGUCACUUUGUCUUUAUCUUUGCGACGUGGGAAGAGUACUAUGUAGGGUCGCUAGAGCUUCCAGCUUUUAACGGACCGACGGAAGGCAUUCUCCUUGGCAUUGCACUGAAGCUGUUCACGUCAUUCGUUGGUAUCGAUUUCUGGAACCAGGAGCUGAUUGAAGGCGUGCAAAACAACUCUCUGGUCGUGAUUGCGAUGCUAAUCACCUCAUGCUGUACCCUUCUGGUCAAUGUGAGAAAUACACUUCAAGCUGUGCGCCUUAAUCAAGACUCGGUUCUUGUCGCUUUUACGCGACUUCUGCCUUUUAUCUUUCUCAACACUCUAGCGGGGUUGUGGGCUUUGUACUCUCCCUCGGACAUUUUCUCGACGCACCCGCGAAUGUUUUUAUGGAUGCUGGGACUGUUGAACAGCAAGCUGGUGCUGCACUUGAUGUUGGCUCACUUGUGUGGGGAAGAGUACCACCCCUUCCGCAAGACGCUAGUACCGAUCUUCUAUGUUGCUGGACACUGCGCGUUUUGCAUGUUGGAAGGUAUCUACGACGCUAUCAACGAAGAGCUCAUUGUUCGUGAGUUCUUUUUCCUCUCCCUUGCUGCUUACGUGCACAUUGUCAUCACCGUGGUGUGGGAGGUUAAGAACGUACUGGGUGUUUCGGUUUUUACGAUCCCGAACAACGCCAGUAGCAACCAGCGAAGCCAUCGUAACUGA